Messenger RNA from Colletotrichum acutatum, 3441 nucleotides. RefSeq lists its product as uncharacterized. NCBI's taxonomy places the organism in Eukaryota, Fungi, Ascomycota, Sordariomycetes, Glomerellales, Glomerellaceae. The record is from RefSeq and is a predicted model, not a curated record. Bases 1 to 3441 code for a protein of 1146 amino acids. The transcript is spliced from 2 exons.
AUGCUGGGACGUACGCCAACAAAUCCGUCGGCUCAGAUUGUCGGCGCACGCGUCGGUCCAGCUGGGCGCGGCUCACCCUCAACCAUGCCGAUGAGCACACCUCCACAGCAGGCACGUCAGCCUUUGCCACAGGGCCCCAUGGUGCCAAAUCAGUCCGUUCAGCAGCGGCCGACAAAUGGAAUGCCUGGGCACGGCAGCUCGGCCCCGAUGCCGUCUCAGCUCGACCAUCAAAUUCGCCAGUCACAGCAGGUUAGCCAGGGCCACCCAACUCAAGGACAGGCCUGGGUUCAUCAUAACCAGCCUGGCCAGCAGCAGGUUUCGCCUCGUACUUCAGCCUUAUAUCACCCAAAUCGACCGGUGAACAACCCAGUGGCAAAUGGGGCCCCUCGGGUGCUUCCUUCGCAACCCCAUGUUCCUACGUUGGGAAGCAAUCAUUACGGCCCGCCGAGAGCAGGUUCUGGACAGCCUGUCAGUGGCACUCAGCCCAACCUAGCUGAUCGCAGCAACCGGGUACCUCUGCCGCCGAUGAAUGCUGGACCCAUGGGCUCCCGUGUGGACAGAAUACAGGCGGUUGAUGGGAGAAACUUUGCGCACGGGGCCAUGUUACGAGCGGAAGAUGGGUUGAGACAUUCUAUAGACUCCCACUCUGACCGCCACAAGAUGGCCAAGAGGAAGUCGGAUGCUAGCGACAUGUCAUCUAGAGAUGCAGAUCCGAAGCGCGCAAGAACUGAUACGCCACAGUCAAUAGCUCCCAGGACGAUCACCUUUGCCGAAGUUUACCAAGACGGCAAAGCGGAAUACAAGCACAACAUCGUCAAAUUCGAAGACGUUUUCUAUAUUCUGCGAUGCGACGAGCACGGUGUGCAUUUCAAGCAGAACGCCCUCGCAGCGGCAGCCAAGCACCUUCACGGCGCUUCGCAUGGUCAUCAGAAGAAGGAACACAAGUUGGCGGUUGAAACCAUUGGAUUCCACGUCGUGGAUUGUACAGAGGAGCUUUCUGCAAUGAACAACGAAUGCGUCCGCCUUGCUUUCGAAAAUGGUUACAAGCCCCUGAACCAGCUGCACGGCCCGAAAUCCGGUGGUAAACGACAGUCGGCUGCUCACGCGAUGGCUCCUGUUAGGGACCCGUCAGUUUCUGAUUCAUCAUUCCAGGCACCCCCCAACAGUGCAGGAUCCUACCAAGCGAAGUUGGAAUCGAGAUCACAGGAGGAGAAGCAGCAACGUGGUGGGGAUCACAUUAUGAAUCCAAUCCCAGGUGACAUUUACCACGCAAAAUGGCCGAGGAGCAAUAAGCUCUACAUUGUUAUGAUACUGGGCUGGACAUCCUUGAAGAUGUGCGGAUGGGAUGGCUGGCUCAGCGACACACAGCUUUGCGACAGAAAGAUUAGGCCUACGUGCUACACGUAUAAUGACGAAGGCAUUGGGGGUUGGGCGCCUGGUUACGGAGAUGGCGAGCCGCGUGAGUUGGAUAGGGAUGUUCCCGUUCUGUGGUUUGAAAAGAAUGGCAACACUAGACUGGGUUGGCUUGGCGUCAAGUUCAUUCUGAAGCCUUUGCUGCUUGAUGACCCUGACCGAUCUACUGAUCCCUUGGACCCGGCCAAUAACGCGAGAAAGAAGUAUGCUGAGAUCCGUGGGUACGACUCGUUCGAGGCCAUGCUGGCCCAUUCGACGACAGAGACGGCGACGACAGCGACAGUUCCCGCAAAGCUGCCGUCGUUUGCUUCGGCAUCGGACUCGGACCCUGUACCCGAUGUUGACAUGUACGACUUUGGCGACAACCCUCCUCCAGCUGACGAUUCGGAUGACGAAGACUACGUGGAGCCGAAGCGCCGAAAUGGUCAGGAUUCAGAUGAUGACAUGGCGGAUGUUGACGAAGGCCCAACUACACCUCAGCAGCCUCUCAGACGCAGCACUCAAGAGGUGCGGCCCACGUCGCGGCUGAGUGAGAAUAGUUGGAUGACGGGGAGAUCUGGAGCUGCUGCUGGCACUCGUCUGUCAGCCAAGAAAGACAAGGCGGUGGCUGAUAGGGAUGAUGUGGCAUUGGACGAUGCUAUCCAAGUAACGCCGUCCAAGGAUCGAACCGAUAGCAAGGAGAAUGCGACGCCCAUCCCCACGAACCCCAAUGGAGGACCCGUUACCGUCGCCCUUGGAACCCCCGCGACACCUCAGCCGGCAUCUGCAGAGAUGGCUGUGAACGGGCCAACUUCAGUUCCCAAUCUAGCUCCUCAAACUGAUGGCAUCGCGCCUGUGAGCACCGCAUCACCAGGAUCAAGCCAGACGACGGUUGUAUCGGCGACUGCGCGGUCUGCGCUUACUGAGAUUGCCGGGAGCAACGCGUCUCAGAGGCAAAAUGCCCAAGAUAGUGCGCACCCGGCGGUAGAAGCUUCAACACCCCGGCAAGACAGCGAGAGCCAGUCUCAGAUGGACCAAGCAUCAAUGGCAAGCUUGGCUCAGAGCGCGAUGAAGGCUGCUUCUAAAUCGCCAAGCCUAGACAAGGAAGUUCCUCGUGUAAGCCCCAAGCUGCAAAUUGCAGACUUGGUAAACGACACAGCCGGCUCUGAAAAAGCAGUCCGUCGGCCUCUACUAUCCAAGUCUUCCCCGGGCGUUGUUGAGCCAGCGCCACUCCGACACCCAUUGCCUCAGAAGCCCAGCCAAGAGAUUCAUCUCGAUCAAAUGACGAGAGCUAGUCAGCAGCCUUCGCCCGCACUUUCCACUAAGAGCAUCAAGGAGGCAGCGUCGCCAGCGCUGAACGGCCCGUUUCCCCAGCCUCCGCGGAGUGCUAGCGCCGCCAGCGGCGAGAGCGCUGCUCGCCGACCCGAUCCUCGCAUGAGCAUCGCGAGCAUGAGCAGCAGCAGUGCCCACGGCGACCAGGAGCGAGGGGCGAUCAAGCAGACGGUGGUCAUCAGUACAAGCAACGGCACUGCGUCGGGUAGUAGCACUCCCAAGGUGUUGACGCACGCCAGCUUGGUCAACAGUGAGCAGUGGCGUGCAGUCCGGGCAUCGGAGUCACCUCGGAUCACGCCUGCGGCGCUCCAAUCGCCUCUCAUCGACCGAAGUGCGGCGGUCUCUCCUGCUCUGGGAGGCAAGAGAGAUGUCGAGAACUUUAUCGACGUGUCGGAGUUUCACCAGGGCAGUCAGCACUGGGUGCAGCCGGGAAAAUUCUUGCGUUUCCACGCCGGGGACGAAUCGAGCAGCAUCAUGCGAAGCAAGGAAGAAGACGGCAUGGAGGCCGUUGUGGACGCUAGCCUAGUUAAGGCAGCAAAGAUGGCGGGAACGACAGUACAAUUGGAGCUCAAGACGGAGAAGGGCGAGAAGGUGGAGCAGAAGCUGGUGUUUGAGGCCAACUCGUUGACAGGCAGCCAACGCGGAGCAAAGCUACAAGCGACCAAGUUCUACAAAUGGCUUUCGGGAAAGAAUCCAGACAUGCAGCACCUAUAUUGA